CUUUGUUCCUUCGGCGAGGCUACCACCACUGAAGCUGGGACGACGAAGUUGUAUCAUCGAUCGGUGGAUGUCGAGGAACGUGUCGACGAGUGUCGCUCAUUGACAAAUGCCCAUACCAACAAGAGGUUGACCAAAGCACGCCAAAAGGCGACAAUCCUCCAUCCAUGGCUCUCAGCCUUUACCUCCUGACCUUCAACUGCGCUCGCACUCUUGUCCAGCCUGAUGCCUUCGCUCCAUAUCUGUUCCAAGCGUUAGAAUCCGAUUCUCAUUCGCCGGCACUAUUGGUUCUGUGUUUGCAAGAAGUCGCACCCAUCAGCUAUGCAUUUCUCGGUGGCUCUUUUCUGACACCUUACUUCACAGCUAUCCGCAACACUGUCAAGCUCGCUUCCAAAGAUCAAAGCUAUAUCAAUGUCGUUACGCGAAACCUCGGUCUGACUGCUUUGAUGGUCUUUGCCCGAGAUGAUGUCGCAGACAACAUUGCCUGGCUUCAUACGGCAGGAGUCGGUUUGGGCCUGAGCGACAUGGGAAACAAAGGGGCCGUCGGAGUCAGAUUAGGCUACAAGCCAUCCGACUCAGAUGAAAUCAAACUGACGUUUGUCUCGGCUCAUCUGGCCCCGAUGGAGGAUGGCCUGGAACGGCGAAAUGAGGACUACAAGAAUAUUGUGCAACGGCUAGUGUUCGUGCCGGACCAAGGUCGGAAAUCUGUCGCCCAGGAUGAAGAAAGUGAAGAUACGCCACUGUUGCAAGGACAACCUCCUACACAAAAUGCAUCUGAAAGCGGUAUAUACACAGCAGACUCGUACCUCUUCUUUGCUGGCGACCUGAAUUAUCGAACGUCUCUACUACGUCCAUCGCCUCAAGAUGUCCAGGACCGAUUUCCUCAACCCACGCAGGACGAGAACAACCCGAAACACUUCCGUCAUUUGCUUGCCGAGGACCAGCUCACUCAGGAAAUCAGGACAGGCAAGACUCUGCACGAAUUGACAGAAGCACCAAUCGACUUCCCUCCAACAUACAAAUAUCGCAACGAUGAGAGCAAGGCUGUGACGUUGGAUGGAGAUCGUGAUUGGGCCUGGGCACCUCACCGCUGGCCUAGCUGGUGCGACAGGAUAUUCUUCAGAAAUGGAGAUGGCUUCAAGGUGAAUCCUCAGAAAUACACCUGUCUACCACUGUUUGGAACGUCGGAUCAUCGGCCGGUGGCAUUGGCUGCAGCAGUGCCAUUGAAAGCAUUAUCGAGGGCAGAGGAGCUUGACAGGGCACCUUUCAGCAUUGAUCCAGAAUGGAAGAGUCGAAGAGCAAUGGCACGAAAGAGGGAACUAGCCGUGGGAAUCCUGGCUUAUUUGACCCUGACAAGAGAAGGGAAUGGCUUGCUGGCUGCUUCUGUUAUUGGUGCGCUUGGAGGCUGGCUGAUUAUCAGGUCACUGUUGGUAUGACGGUUAAGCCGGUGUACUGUAGGAGGUCGUGCUCUUCGGAGUAUUUGCGUGCGCGACGGACCUUCCCGUCGGUGUAUCAAUCCAGAAAGACUUGGUCAUCAGGAGAAGGAUUAAGCGAUAUUUCCGAAUGCUUCCAUGCAUGUUCUAGUUUCAGAGACAAAGGUUCUUCAGGGACACGUUCUACUGACGAUCAAUGAUGAUCAAGUACAGCACUAGUCGGGAUCGUCGGCCGAACGAUCGUCAACGCCGUCGCUGGAAGCAUGAAGCUGUCUGACUGGGCGCGUUGGAAGUUCGUCAAUAUCUAUCAGCCUUGUAUGGCACGAGGGUAGCAAACGCAUCCAUGAUUGUGAACGCAAAGAUCGCCAGGCGUCUCAGUCACGUUCUAAAUAUAGCCCAUACCAUUAGGGUAGUUGAUCC
Molecule: messenger RNA, 1850 nt
Organism: Exophiala xenobiotica
Lineage: Eukaryota; Fungi; Ascomycota; Eurotiomycetes; Chaetothyriales; Herpotrichiellaceae
Exons: 1
Coding region: 165-1433 (422 amino acids)
Biological process (GO): phosphatidylinositol dephosphorylation
Molecular function (GO): phosphatidylinositol-4,5-bisphosphate 5-phosphatase activity
Source: RefSeq, a predicted model, not a curated record